ACAGAGAUUUGUACGUCACAUGCGAGACGCAAGUGUCCGUAGCAUAUGAAAUAAAAACUAAACGUUCGACAAUUAUUCUCCUUUAAUGUUUGCUAAGGUAUCGAAUAUAGACUAUCGCGUAUAUAGCAUGUAAAUGGGGGCAAAGGUGUUUCAUAAGAGUCAGCUUGCCGACCUUGAGCUUCUCUAGUUCUAUCGUUCCGCAUUCGGUUCGUGGUCGACACCGUGGCGAAAUAAUCUUGAACCAGAACUGUUGUUGGGACGAACCAGUUACCAGCAAAGAUAUAUUCGAUCGAUUGAAACGAUUAUACGUUCGUGGAUUAUUCGAAAAGUUUACGGCUUACGAUGUUUUCGUCUGCCGUGAGAAAUACCGUCCGACGUUCGUUCUCGACGUCAAAAUGGGCUGCCGCGCAGCAGAUGACCGUACGAGAUGCUUUAAACUCUGCUCUGGACGAGGAAAUGGAAAGAGACGAAAAGGUAUUUUUGCUCGGUGAAGAAGUAGCUCUGUACGACGGCGCUUACAAAGUUUCUAGGGGACUCUGGAAAAAAUACGGAGACAAGCGUGUUAUAGAUACUCCUAUUACAGAAGCAGGGUUUGCCGGUAUCGCUGUAGGGGCUGCCAUGGCUGGUUUACGUCCAGUCUGUGAGUUCAUGACGUUUAACUUUUCGAUGCAAGCGAUCGAUCAGAUUAUCAAUUCUGCGGCUAAAACAUUUUACAUGUCCGCUGGCAGAGUAAACGUACCAGUCGUUUUUCGUGGGCCUAACGGAGCAGCGGCAGGCGUAGCGGCGCAACAUUCCCAAUGUUUCGGCGCUUGGUAUAGUCACUGUCCUGGUUUAAAAGUAGUGUCACCGUACACCAGCGAAGAUGCGAAAGGAUUAUUAAAAGCUGCUAUCCGGGAUCCCGACCCUGUCGUUGUAUUAGAAAAUGAGAUUUUAUACGGAGUACAAUAUCCUAUGUCUGACGAGGCUUUAUCGAAAGAAUUUGUCCUGCCGUUUGGUAAAGCAAAGAUUGAACGUGUCGGGAAACAUGUGACGAUAGUGGCUCACUCCAAGGCGGUCGAACAAGCGCUCGAGGCAGCAAACGAACUCGCUGGGAAAGGUGUAGAGGCGGAAGUAAUAAAUCUGAGGUCCUUAAGACCGCUAGAUAUAGAUACAAUUGUGCAAUCGGUGGCAAAAACGAACCAUGUUUUGACCGUGGAACAAGGCUGGCCGCAUUGCGGUAUCGGAGCAGAAAUUAGCGCAAGAAUUUCCGAAAGCGAAGCGUUUUACCACCUUGAUGCUCCGGUGAUUCGUGUUACAGGGGUUGAUACCCCUAUGCCUUAUGCGAAAACAUUGGAAAGUGCCGCUUUGCCGCAAACGAGCGAUGUAGUGUACGCAGCGAACAAACUACUCGGCCUAGUAGAGUAACUACGUCUAGAGAUUUCUAGGUAAAAUUCAAAUUUCCCAUUUGUUUCUCCUCCCAGUUUCUUACUUACCUCCUCGUACCUUUUCCCACUUUAGCGUCCUCUAAAUUCCUUCCUUGACAAAGGGAGUAUGUAGCGGAGAAUAAGUACAAAGUUCAAUGACGAUAAAAUGAGUCAUGGAAAUUUCUUUAGGCGAUUCCAAAACAAUCACACGUGAAAAGUUUGUGUUUAUCGAUCUAGUACGUAGGUGCAAACGCAUAUAGUUGGGAAUAAUGUACAUGUGUAUAUACGUAUACGUAUACGUAUACGUAUGUAUAUGUAUACGUAUGGAACAGUCGCGUGGUUGAAUAUUUAAAUAGUCUCAUAAUACCACAAUAGUGUUCAAGUAAUUUAAUAAUCAAUUUCAACCUCUUUAUUGGUAAACGAAAUCAAUUCUUGCUGUUCCAACCUUCGAAUAUCAAAUUAAUUUAAUAAAUUGUUAUAAAAACAAUUCGCUGAACAUAAUCGACGAUACGUUAGUGAAAUGAAAAACUUGUAAAUUACCGGUAUAUAUACUAAAUGAACGUAUAAUCGUUGCAUUUGUUUAUCAAUUAUUUAUUACUGAAACGUAAUAAAUUGUAAUAUACAUCAA
This is a messenger RNA of Nomia melanderi (Alkali bee), 2031 nucleotides long. RefSeq names its product Pyruvate dehydrogenase E1 beta subunit (gene Pdhb). Gene Ontology annotation, biological process: pyruvate decarboxylation to acetyl-CoA. The record is from RefSeq and is a predicted model, not a curated record. Gene Ontology annotation, molecular function: pyruvate dehydrogenase (acetyl-transferring) activity. Lineage: Eukaryota; Metazoa; Arthropoda; Insecta; Hymenoptera; Halictidae. Gene Ontology annotation, cellular component: pyruvate dehydrogenase complex.